Rasamsonia emersonii CBS 393.64 is the source of this 3678-nucleotide messenger RNA. Its product is annotated as Ubiquitin--protein ligase. Bases 1 to 3678 code for a protein of 1225 amino acids. The transcript has 3 exons. Gene Ontology annotation, biological process: protein polyubiquitination; ubiquitin-dependent protein catabolic process. Gene Ontology annotation, molecular function: protein binding; ubiquitin protein ligase activity. The record is from RefSeq and is a predicted model, not a curated record. NCBI's taxonomy places the organism in Eukaryota, Fungi, Ascomycota, Eurotiomycetes, Eurotiales, Trichocomaceae.
AUGUUCCAGUCCUUUACUGGGAACUCUCGCCGCCCCCGGCAGGUUAAUCUCUCCGGGCGCAAUAUCAAUAAUCCUUUCGCCUCGUCACCGUCCGCCAGACAAGCUCCUCAUGGCUAUGGGCCUCAGAACACCCUUGCGAUUGCUCAGCAAGAGCGUAUCAUAAGACAACAGGAAAGACAACGACUGGGCGCAGCUCGCACUCUGCAACGGACAUGGCGGGGCUACAGAAGCAGGAAAAUCACACGCGGCCGUUGGAGGGCGGAAUGGGAUGCCGUGGAACAAAAGAGACUAGGGGUUGUGCUGUCGUUCGACAACUACGCUCAGACUCAAGCGCAGGAAGUUCGCUCCCCAGCUCGAUACUCAACACCGGCCGAGUGUCUGUCGCAGCUGAGACUCCUCUUGCAUUUCCUAGAGACUAGGAAGGAAGAGGAUGCUGCGCGCCUCGUGUACUUCUCAAAUGCGUUCCAGAAGACGUUGGAAGAGGUACCUACGAUAGCCACUGAAGGGGAGUGGACGACGCUGCUGGUGCGCCUGGCGAAGACGACUCUCCAGCUGCUGCAUGCUCUGGCUACGUCUUCCCGGGCCUCCAGCUUCUCGGUGGAACCCCUUCUUCGGUUGAUCAAGUUCUUAAUAGGCUUGAUCCCGAAACCGAUGGCCCGGAUUGCAAAGGAGUACUACUCCGUCAUGGCAACGCUGACCAUCAAUCUCAAGACUCUUUCUACAAGGCUGGACUUAUCUGUAGGCGCUCUCGUUGCAGGUGUGCUUGCCUUGCUUCAACCUAUCACAUCAGAAACACUCGGAGCCUAUGAGUGGUUCGCCCGCGAGUAUCUCACUAUUCCGGACCUUGCCAGUCAUAUAGGAUCUCUUGACGAGUUAGCAUCGAAUAUCAACUACAAGCUUCUGACUUCGGCUUUGGACGCAUGCAUCUCUCAUGUUUCAAACAGCAAAUCAAUCACUGAGGAUGUUGAUGCUCGUCUAUGGCUCCUUUCUUAUUUCAUUUUCUUCCAUCACUAUGCCCUGGGUGGGACCGCUUCACAAGAAGCUCCCGAACCAGGAUUCGUGAAGGUGGUGUCUAACCUCUUGAACUCUCUGGCUCUCUAUGUAUCACGCCGUCUCGAACCUGAUGACUUUGCGGAGAACGAGCGGAAUCAAACCUCUCCGCUGCCUCCCUUUGUGCGAGAACAGAUCGUCAGUCUUGUCAAUCAGAACAGCAUCACCGGCCUGUUGUCCCGGGUACGGUUAAACAAUAUCGAGGGCGUUGACACAGAUGCUUCUGAUGAUGCCAAGAACUUGGCUUCAUACGCGUUGACCCUUCUCAGGGUGUUCCCACGUCGUGGAGACGACAUUCGGAUGUGGUUGUAUCUGGGUUCUGCAACCUCUGCAGAGCCCUCACCGUCUCUACCAAAAUUACGAGUACCCGCGAUCAAGUAUUUCUGGCAAGCUUCAAGAAAUACAAAGAUCUUUGCCACGAUAAGUCGUGACUCGAAUGAAGUGCUUCCAUUAUUAAAACCGAUCUCAUCCGAGAAUUCUAGUGAUGGCAAGAUGCUCCAUACUGCUGCGCAUGAGCGAGAGCAGGAAUGGACAAUCAUCUUAUUGUUCCUAGAGCUAUAUACAUUUGUUCUCAAAGUUAUGGACGAUGAUGAAUUCUUCUCAGGCGAGUCUCUGUCAACUGCGCCGGACACAAGGGUUUCUUGGACCAAAGAGAGCGCGUUGCCGCUGAGGGAUGUCAAAGACAUGACCAUUUUCCUGAAGAACCUGGCUUUCACACUGUACUGGAACGCAGCGGAUCUGGAUGAAACGAGCGCUGCACAGGAGACAAGUAGUAUCCGGGACUACUUCAGUACCUCAGCUCCUCCAUCCGAGUCCGUAACAAGUGUUAGGGACUUGGAGCAAAGGAAUAAAGAGAAGGGCCUCCCUGGCGUGACAGGGAUCCCGCUUGACUAUUUCAAGGGCUUGGUGACAGGACUGUUGAGAAUGAUUCACGAGCGAGACUCGCGUCGCAAAUUCCUUCCAGAUGGCCAUUGGUUGAUGACCGGCCGUUUUGAUAUGGAAGGCUUCAUCCCUGCAGUGGUUGCAGAGGAGGAGAAUCGACAUCAGCUUCAAGGCGAAGAGGAUGAUGAGAAUCAAGAUGACCUUCUGGAUGACCUCGUUCCAGAACCGUCUCUCGGACUGAUAGGAACGAGUCGGACCCAACAAGCUCGUCGGAUUGAGUAUCUUAGGCGUCGUCAGCAACAAGCAGCUCGGAGAAAGCAGCUUGAGGCAGUUGCGCCUCGGCUUGAGAUUCUACGAAACAUGCCCUUUUUCAUUCCUUUUGCAACCAGAGUGCAGAUUUUCCGUGAAUUUAUCUACAGGGAUCAGAUGCGUCGCAGACACGGGUUCAUCGAUCCUGACGCUUGGCGGAUGUCCGUUGCUCAAAGCUCCAUGGGACGUAUGAUAGAUGGCCGUCCCGCAGCGCAAGAUAUUCUCAGUCGCCACCAUGCCAACAUCCGGCGUGAUAAUGUCUUUGAAGACGCCUUUGAUCAAUUCUACGAUCUCGGUGAUGGCCUCAAAGAGCCAAUCCAGAUCAGUUUCAUUGACAAAUUCGGAACGGUGGAGGCUGGAAUAGACGGUGGCGGAGUGACAAAGGAGUUCUUGACCAGUGUGACGAACGAAGCCUUCAAGUCGUUGGAUGGACUCAACCUCUUUGUUGAAAACGACCAGAACCUCCUCUAUCCAAAUCCGGCUGCUGUCGAACAGCGGAAGGAGCUGCUGCGGGAGAUGGGAUUUGUGGAAGGAAGCCCCGAGUGGAACGAACAAGUACGGGAUCUGCUUCGACGCUACGAAUUUCUCGGCCGCGUCAUAGGCAAGUGCCUCUAUGAGGGGAUCCUGGUGGAUGUCCACUUUGCAGGGUUCUUUCUUCUCAAGUGGGCUCUGACCGGCGGGUUGAGCUCCGCGCAGAAGGAAUCAGCGUACCGGGCCAAUCUCAACGAUUUGAGAGAGCUCGAUGAGGGAUUGUACCAGGGACUGUUACAACUGAAAAAUUAUCCUGGAGACGUUGAAGAUUUUGCCCUGAACUUCACGGUCACCGAUACGGUUCCCAUGCCGGACGGUACAACGCGCACCAUCACCCGGGAGUUGAAGCCAAAUGGCUCGAACAUCCCUGUCACUAACCAGAAUCGACUCGUCUACAUAUCUUACAUUGCUCGCCAUCGCCUCCAGGUGCAGCCGUUUUACCAGACCAAUGCUUUUCUCCAGGGGCUGGGGCAGAUCAUUCAACCGUCCUGGCUGUCGAUGUUUAAUCAGUCGGAGCUGCAGACGCUUGUUGGAGGAGACUCGGGAGAGAUCGAUGUCGCUGAUUUGAGGCGCAAUACGCUUUACGGCGGAGUGUACAGCAUUGGCGAUGACAAAGAAGAACACCCCACCGUCAAAUUGUUCUGGGAAGUCAUGGAGGGCAUGACCAACGAAGAGCGGCAGAAGGUGCUCAAAUUCGUGACGUCUACUCCUCGCGCACCAUUGUUGGGUUUUAGUCAUCUCAAUCCCAGAUUUAGUAUCCGCGAUUCCAGUGAUGAUGAAGAACGGCUUCCCAGCACCAGCACGUGUGUCAAUCUGUUGAAGCUUCCUCGGUAUUCGAACGCACGUAUUUUGAAGGAGAAGCUUUUAUAUGCUAUCAAUGCAGGAGCUGGGUUUGAUCUGAGUUGA